Messenger RNA from Lactuca virosa, 1724 nucleotides. The record is from the annotation of a GenBank genome assembly. Lineage: Eukaryota; Viridiplantae; Streptophyta; Magnoliopsida; Asterales; Asteraceae.
AUGGUUAUCAUCUCCAUUACGUAUUUAUGCUACACAGACCUCGCGCUCGCUUUCCUCUGUUCAAAAUCUACAUCGAUCACUGCCACCAUCGUUACCUCGACUUCCGCCUUCCGUCGGCGCUGGUACCGCAUUGAAGAUCACCACUUUCUCCUUCGUUCACUUUUGUACCGUGCUCCAAAUUUUGAAGCCCUAGUUUUACCAAUUGAAAUUUUGAUUAGGAUUACUUGCCUUAAGUAUGAAUGUUUGAUUGCUCGACUAGGGGAUUCCCUCUUUGGUUACACUUCAUUCCUGGAAUCCAAUUUCGGACCACAAAUGUCCCUUACCAGAUAAAUUCAUCAUACAUUGCCUGGAAUGAAAUCCAAGAACAAUUUAUCUUAUUAGAAUUGCAAAGAUCGAACUACGCUAUUGUCUCUAAUCUUCGAACAUGGGAUGGUUCUUUGGGGUAGCGUGUUUGCAAGAGAUAUCAAAGCUUUUAUUCAGAAUUUGGUGCCAUAAUUGAGGUGAUUACCCAAUAUUUUUUUUUAUCAUGUGGGACACCAAUUAUUUCAAUUUUGUUUUUUAAGCUUGAUGCUUUUUGAGGAUGGAAAAUCUGAUUUUGAUUUGUUAGAAAGAAGGCUAUGGAAUAGGGAGAACCUAAAGUUCCUUCUGGCAGAUAGGUAAUGUGAAGUUGAUUUAAGGUAUUGUUUGGUACGAUGAAAUCGGAAAAGGAAUGGAAUGGUUCAUUCCAUUGUUUUGCUUAAUGGAAUGGACCAAUUCUAAAGGUAUAUGUUUCUCUUCUAUUUCAAUUUACCAAUUCUAGUACAACAUUGUAAAUCCUAGAAAUAGCAACAUUCUUUCAUUACUUGUUUAUUAUGGCAUCCUACUUUCAUUCCUUUCUAUUUACAACAUUGCAGAUUCAAGAAAUAGCUACAUACUUUCACUACAUGUUUAUUAUUGCAUCGCAAUUUUCAUUAAGGUUGAGCAUACCAAUGAAAUGAUGCAUUCCAUUAGCUUGCUUAUUGCAUUCCAAUCCAUGAUCAUUCCAUUCCAUCCACUUAAUCUCAUAUGUAUAGUAGUGUGAUAUUAAGAAAGCAACAAAUUGAAUUUUUAAUCCCCCUGCAGUUCAUCUGGGUCCACAGAUAUUGAUGCUACAUCAAGCAGGGGACAUACUACUAUGGACACCCCCUUUUGCCCGAUAAAAAUGGAAGUAAGUUUCUCAUACUUCCAUUUUCAAUUGGUAUAUGCUUCUAAUUGAUAUGAUUUAAUUUCGAUAAAUUUAAUAACUAAGUUUUUUUUUACAUGAAUAUGUUUUUAACUUUAUAUUACCAAAAACCAAUCAUAGUUUGAUGUUCUUUUUUCUCACAUUUGUACUAUUUUCUUUAACUGAUUUACUCACUUUAUAUUGUUAGAGGUGUUCCCUACAUAUCUGGAGUCUUGACCUGUGAAGACAUGGAUAAACUAUAUUUUAAUAAUUAGAGUAACUAUCACAUUUCCAAUUAUUAUCUUUUUAUUAUACGUAAACAAGUUGUAAAACAUUUUUUUUUUCUAGGCCUUGAAUCGUGCAGGUGGUAAAGCAUGGAAUAAGGGCUCUGAGGCAGCUUUGGCUAAUGUAAGUUUCAUUUGAAGAGUAAUAGAUUAAUAUUUUGCAAUACUAUUUCAUCAACAUUGUUCAAAGGAUAUUGAGAAUGCAAAGACAAUUAUUGUAGAAAAAUAAACUAUAAGAGUUAAAUCUUUUUUUUUGGGUU